Molecule: messenger RNA, 3647 nt
Organism: Papaver somniferum (opium poppy)
Lineage: Eukaryota; Viridiplantae; Streptophyta; Magnoliopsida; Ranunculales; Papaveraceae
Product: homeobox-leucine zipper protein REVOLUTA-like
Exons: 18
Coding region: 929-3454 (841 amino acids)
Molecular function (GO): DNA-binding transcription factor activity; lipid binding; DNA binding
Source: RefSeq, a predicted model, not a curated record
AUAAGUCCUUUUCUUUGCUGUAUAUUUUCAGCGAAGAAUUUGCUGCUACUUUUGGUUGUUUCUUCAGACCUCUCUCUCUACAUUGACGCACUGCUCAACAGCAAUUAUCAUUUUCAUUUCAUCAUCCACUUAAGUUAAGUCUCUUCUUCUCUCUUAUUAAAGAUGAUUAGGGUUUCAUUUUCAAUCUAUCAUCAUCUUCUUUGAUGCUCUUCAUAUCAGUCUCUCUUCUCUGAGUCAGAGAGAAAGCGAGAGAGAGAGCCUUCGAGAGAAAUUUGAAAAACUGUGAAGAUUUUGAGUUCAAACCGAGUGUACGAAACUUCUGAGCUAAUUUUUUUUUUUUUUUUUGAAACAUGGGAGAUUUGAGCUUCAAACCGGAGAAAUGAAGGAUUUAUGUGAUUUCAGCUGAGUAGUAGCAAUUUCUUAGGGUUUAUUUGAGGUUUUUGGUUAAAACGUAGUCGGUAAACUUGAAUUCGAGUUCGUCAAGCUUAAUUAAGUAUUUUCUUUCUUCGAUUCUUCAUCAAGGGAGUGGAAAUUGAUUUGAGCUUGUUAAGUCCAAAUUGGGGAUUUUCUUUAGGAAAAGUUUAAAAAUUUGAACUUCUUCUUUGAGAAGAGAGAAAAGGGGUUGGGUAGUAUCAGUCAUUAAAAUAGUGUUUCUCUGAAGAAAAGACAAGUGUAUUUUCGGAAUGGUUAGAUGAUAGAAAUCUAAGCGGAAACCUGCAAAAGUAAUUUUGUUUUGAGAGUCUUUGAAAGAAGUCGUAUUUAUCUUUAAUUUAACAAAAGAAAAGAGGCGGAGUUUACGAGAGAAUCUUAGAGCUAAAAAAACAAGCCUUAUAAGCUUAAAAUAUAAGGCGUUCGCAGUUUCUUUCUUUCUCUACUUCUGUCUUUAUCUUCUUCUUCUUCCUGUAAGAAUUUGUAUUUUGUGUAAAAAAUGGCGAUGGUUCUAACGCCACACAGAGAAAAUAGCGGUGGUGGUGGUAGUAUUAGUAAACAUCUUGAUGCUGCUGGAAAGUAUGUGAGAUAUACUUCUGAACAAGUUGAAGCUUUAGAACGAGUUUAUGCUGAAUGUCCUAAACCUAGCUCUAUGAGAAGACAACAGCUUAUUCGUGAGUGUCCUAUUCUUUGUAAUAUUGAGCCGAAACAGAUUAAAGUUUGGUUUCAGAAUCGCAGGUGCAGGGAGAAGCAGCGGAAAGAGUCUUCUCGACUUCAGACAGUGAACAGGAAAUUGACUGCCAUGAACAAGUUGUUAAUGGAGGAAAAUGAAAGACUUCAGAAACAAGUGUCUCAACUCGUGUAUGAGAACGCUUACAUGCGGCAACAAUUACAAAACGCAUCUGCGGCAACCACUGAUGCAAGCUGUGAAUCUGUGGUUGAGACUCCACAGCAUACUUUAAGAGAUGCAAAUAACCCCGCUGGACUCCUAUCUAUCGCCGAGGAGACCUUGGCAGAGUUUCUUUCAAAGGCUACAGGAACUGCUGUUGAUUGGGUCCAGAUACCCGGGAUGAAGCCUGGUCCGGAUUCGGUUGGGAUUGUUGCUAUUUCACACACUUGUAGUGGAGUGGCAGCACGAGCCUGUGGUCUCGUUAGUUUAGAACCUAUGAAGAUUGCAGAAAUUCUCAAAGAUCGUCCAUCUUGGUUCCGAGAUUGCCGGAGCCUUGAAGUCGUCACCUCAUUUCCAGUUGGAAAAGGCGGGACAAUUGAGCUGGUGUACAUGCAGAUGUAUGCUCCCACCACAUUAGCUCCUGCGCGCGACUUUUGGACAUUGAGAUAUACGACGACAUUGGAAGAUGGUAGUCUCGUGGUCUGCGAGAGAUCCCUAUCUGGUUCUGGUGCUGGACCAAAUGCAUCUGCUGCCAACCAAUUCGUGAGAGCUGAGAUGCUGCCUAGUGGUUAUUUGGUUCGAUCAUGUGAAGGGGGAGGAUCCAUAAUCCACAUAGUUGAUCACCUGGAUCUGGAGGCUUGGAGUGUGCCUGAAGUGUUGCGACCACUGUAUCAAUCAUCUAAAGUUAUAGCUCAGAAAAUGACAGUUUCGGCACUAAACCACAUCAGGCAAGUAGCUCAGGAGACGAGUGGCGAAGUGGUGUAUGGUUUGGGAAGGCAGCCUGCUGUUCUACGAACUUUUAGUCAAAGAUUGAGCAGGGGAUUCAACGAUGCACUCAACGGAUUCAACGAUGAUGGGUGGUCUUUAAUGACUUGUGAUGGUGCUGAAGAUGUAAUUAUGUCUGUUAACACCACCAAGAAUGUGGGAACAAUUAACUGUCCCACCAAUGUCCUCCCAGUGUCUGGAGGAACCCUCUGUGUGAAGGCUUCUAUGUUACUCCAGAAUGUCCCCCCUGCACUGCUGGUCCAGUUCUUAAGGGAACACCGUUCUGAGUGGGCUGAUUACAACAUUGAUGCGUAUUCUGCUGCAUCAGUGAAGUCCAGCGAUCACUCAUUCCCAGGAUUGAGGCCCACCAGGUUCUCUGGCAGCCAAAUCAUCAUGCCACUUGGACACACCGUGGAACACGAAGAGUCGCUGGAAGUAAUUCGACUUGAAGGCCAUGCUCUCACUCAAGAAGAAGCUGUUCUAUCCAGGGACAUUCAUCUUUUACAGAUUUGUAGUGGAGUGGAUGAGAAUGCGGUUGGAGCCUGCUCUGAACUUAUUUUUGCUCCAAUUGAUGAAAUGUUUCCAGAUGAUGCUCCCCUUUUGCCUUCUGGAUUCCGUAUUAUACCGUUGGAUACAAAACGAGACACGUCAACCUCGCACAGGACGUUGGACCUGGCAUCCAGCCUUGAGGUAGGCCUACCGACGAACCGUGGGACUGAAGAUGCAUCUCGGAGUACCUCUAACAUGCGAUCAGUGUUGACAAUAGCCUUCCAGUUUCCCUUUGAGUAUCAUCUUCGUGAAAAUGUUGCAACCCUGGCUCGGCAGUAUGUACGGAGUGUGCUUUCGUCCGUGCAGAGGGUUGCCAUGGCCAUUGCUCCCUCUGGACCGGGUCCACUGUUGGGGCCAAAGCUAUCUCCAGGAUCUCCAGAAGCUCUAACUCUUGCUCAUUGGAUCUGCCAGAGCUACAGUUAUCAUGUUGGAGCCGAACUGCUAAGAUCUGACAGUGAGGGAGGUGACUCUGUAUUGAAGCAACUCUGGCAUCAUCAAGAUGCAAUAUUAUGCUGUUCUUCGAAGUCCCUCCCAGUCUUCACCUUUGCCAAUCAAGCUGGACUUGACAUGCUAGAAACCACAUUAGUGGCAUUACAAGACAUUACAUUGGACAAGAUAUUUGAUGAGAGUGGAAGGAAGUCAUUGUGCGGGGAUUUUGCUAAGCUAAUGGAACAGGGUUUUGUUUAUCUACCAGGUGGGAUUUGUUUGUCAACGAUGGGUCGCCACAUUUCUUACGAACGAGCCAUUGCUUGGAAAGUCCUUGCAGAAGAGAACACCAUUCACUGCCUUGCAUUCACCUUCAUUAACUGGUCAUUCGUGUAAGCAAAUCAAUUCUAUCUCCAACAGCAAAUCAUCAAAGAAAGAUUGUAGUUAGUUUAUUCGUAUACUGUUGUAUCAAAAUGUCAGUGUUUGUUUGUUUGUUUGUAAAUUUAUAUUUAUUUGAUAUCUAUUUGAUUUCAAAUUUUCCAAGAUAGAGAAAAUCAAAAAGAAGAAAUUUGAAUAUGUUAAAAGUUUA